Molecule: messenger RNA, 2617 nt
Organism: Episyrphus balteatus (marmalade hoverfly)
Lineage: Eukaryota; Metazoa; Arthropoda; Insecta; Diptera; Syrphidae
Gene: NaPi-T
Product: sialin
Exons: 7
Coding region: 494-2209 (571 amino acids)
Biological process (GO): monoatomic anion transport; transmembrane transport
Cellular component (GO): plasma membrane
Molecular function (GO): transmembrane transporter activity
Source: RefSeq, a predicted model, not a curated record
UGCCUGGCACACUGAUCGCAGCAAAAUAAUAAAAGCCAUGAAGUGAAGAAGUGGCUUUUCCUCUCGGGUAACUACUCUAUAUUUGCUUUAAGUCAAUACGUAAGGUUCAACGUCGCCAUCAAGAAUAAAAUGCUUAUAAUAAUUUCAUCUUUUAAAAGCUUCGUGACAGUUUCCCUUAGAAGCGAACAGUUGCCGAUCUUUUAGACUAUCGCUCGAACUUCUGGCUGCCGUAAUUUUCAAAAGCUUCACUUAUAAAUAUAACAACUAAUGUUGCAAAUAGUGUACACUCUAAAUCGGAUUUAUUAAAUUUUAGUUUUGGUUAAAAUUUUGUAUGUUAUUUAAUUAAAACAUUAUUUCAAACAAAACAGAUACGAUAAGAGCAAACUUAUAUCAUAUCAAAUAGCAUACAUUACGGAGCUGUGUUUCUUAACAAAAUACAAAACUGACGAUAAAUAAAUUGUUUUAAGUGCCAUACUAUUUUUAAGAUUCCAAUAUGGCUAAAGUUCAGGCACGUACAGUUCUAUGGUACCUAGUGUUUAUAGGAUUUGCUGUAAACUAUAUGAUUCGAAUCAAUUUAAAUAUAACAAUAGUUGAGAUGGUGAUGUCAAAAGCUAAAAAACUACAACGAAUGACUGAACUGAACGAUGUCGUCAGAGGCGAGAACAUCACAUCUUCGCAUAAAGAUAUGUUUGUUGAUUAUAACAUGGGUUUGAGCAAUGCAAGCCUAAUUGAAUUAAGGAAUCAGAAUUUCAAUUCGAGCAUUACGAUACCUACAAAGCGGUCAGUCAUUGCAUUUGAAAUUGAUAACGCGACAUCGAAAUAUGAGAACCAAUAUUUUUUCAAAAACAAAGCAACAAAAUUUGAAAAAUUUUCAAUUGAAAAAUAUUUGCUUCGUUCAAUCAACAUCGAAUGCGAUGAAAACGGCUUUGAGUGGAAUGAAUAUCAGCAAGGUUUGGUUCUUGGUGGCUUUUUUUGGGCUCACUGGGUUACACAAAUACCAGGGGGACUUCUUGCGAAAAAGUUUGGUACAAAAAUAAUUUUUGGCUUGUCGAAUGCGACAGGGGCCUGGAUGUGUUUUUUUAUUCCAAUAAUUUCUUAUCUGGAUUAUAGAGCACUGGUUUGGUGGAGAGUUUUGCAAGGAUUAGUGUGUGGUCUCUCUUGGCCAGCUAUGCAUGUCCUAACUGCUCAAUGGAUUCCACCGAAUGAAAGGAGUAAAUUUGUUACGGCCUAUCUUGGAGGCUCGGUCGGUAUAGCAAUUUUCUAUCCACUUUUUGGCUACGUCAUCUCUUGGACCUCUUGGGAAUGGGUGUACUACAUUUGUGGUAUAGUGGGCACAUUAUGGUGGCUAGGCUGGAUCUUAUUUGUCUACGAUACACCGGCCUUGCAUCCGCGAAUUGAAGAACAGGAAGUUUCUUAUAUCCAGAAAUCCCUCGGUUCAUCAGUUCAAACCAAACCAAAUUCUACGCCUUGGAAAGAAAUUCUUACUUCUAAACCGGUUUGGAUGAAUGUUAUUGCACAAUGGGGAGGCAUUUGGGGAUUAUUCACUUUGAUGACACAGGCGCCAACAUACUUUAAAGUUAUACACAACUGGGAUAUUAAAACGACAGGUAUUUUGUCCGGGCUACCACAUUUAAUGAGAAUGAUAUUCGCUUAUAUUUUCUCUAUGUUGGGUGAUUACCUUCUUCGGACAGAGAAAAUGUCACGAACAAAUGUAAGAAAGCUUGCAACUACAUUUUGUUGCAUUGUUAAAGGUUGCGUAGUGUUGGCUUUGGCUUUGUACGGCCAUAAUUCCAUAGCGGCAAUAGUUUUUUUGACUAUUGCGACAAUGUUUCACGGGGCGGUAUCAUCUGGACCUCUUGCUAGUAUUGUAGACAUUGCACCAAACUAUGCUGGAAUUGUUCUUGGAAUCAGUGGAAUGAUUGGUGUUCUUCCAGGUUUUAUUUCUCCAAUCAUUGUUGGAAUGCUUACACUAGAAAAUCAAACUUUCGAAAGCUGGAAAUAUGUAUUCCUUAUUACUGCUGGGAUGUUGAUAGGAUGUGGUUUACUGUAUGUAUUAUUCGGAUCAUCGACCCUUCAAAUCUGGAACACUCCCCAAAACUUCGAAGAUGACAAAGAAAGACAUCUUCUCUCGGGCGAUGCUCCAACAGAAAACUCUAAUAUAAAACAAAAAAGUCUUGAACUACUUAAUCAGAAUAGUGAAAAAAGAUAACACAUAUGGAAAAUUAGAUGCAUUCCUUUUUAUCAAGAAUGAUUUGCUGUAAUUUUAUAAAUCUCGAUGUCGAUGAAUAUUUUCAGCAUAAACUUUAAUAAAUUAGGUAUAAUUUUACUGUUUUAUUAAAACGAAACAACAAUUAAGAAUUAAAAAUGUAGAUGAAAACGACAUGUUUUGCGGAUGAAAUUUUAGCCAUCAUCUGGGCGGUUCCUACAACCUUUCAAACAGAAAAAAGUAUAAAAUAUUUUUUUCUCAGCAUGCGCGUGGUAUAACCAACCAGAGGGAAAUGAGAAAACGUAAACGCCUUUAAACAGUACGAAUACAGAUUAUUAUUUUUAUUUAUAUUUCUUAAAAUUUUGAUGAUAUCUAUUUGGUACUAAUGUUGAUUAAACUUUAUUCUUCGAA